Molecule: messenger RNA, 669 nt
Organism: Vigna angularis (adzuki bean)
Lineage: Eukaryota; Viridiplantae; Streptophyta; Magnoliopsida; Fabales; Fabaceae
Exons: 1
Coding region: 60-527 (155 amino acids)
Source: RefSeq, a predicted model, not a curated record
AGAGAUAGAGAUAAUGCGCUAAAGCAGUUACGGAGGAUUGAGGAAACGUUUCAACCAACAUGACAAAGCAGAAAGAGAGAACCAAAGAGAGCAAACUCACCCGCUACAUGAAGGCACCCUUAAGGUUCCUCAAGAAGGCCAGAGACAUGUACGUCCGAGGCAUGAUCCAUUGCUCUGCCCAAUUAUCCAACGUCGACGCUGCCAUGGGCUGCCCCACCGCCCAGCCUUGCACGCUUCCCAGAAGCUUCAGCGUUGGCUCAGCCACCAGAUCCACCGCAAGCGACGACGACUUCAAGGAGCUCAUAAGAGCCGCCUCACUCCGAACCUAUGGCAGUGCCUUUGACUUUGGCGAAGCCGCAGCCAUGAAAAUCAAAAUGCCUCGGAGUCGUAGCGUGGGAAUUGGAAGGAUCGACGAAGACAAGCCCUGCGAAUUUGGAGAUGAAGCGAUCAAGGUCAGACCCAGACCCAACGUUUAUCCUCGAAGUAAAAGUUAUUCUACCCGCAGAGGAGCACCGGGGUUGUUUUAGUUAACGUUAAUGUUUGUUAAUUACCAUGUUUCUCCACUGCCAAUGUAAGCAAAUAAAUUGUGAAAAUCGUUCAUUUAAAGUCCCGGAGUCUGGCUGUGUGAAUUAGUAGCCAUGAAAAUAAGGAAGUUUUGAUUCUCAAUUA